AUGGAAGUCGAAGUUAAUCGCGUUUCCCACCGAGAGGAGGAUGUCAUGAACAUUGAGCCGUCGAUGAGUGGCAAAAGCAUUGUCGGACUGAUCAUUCCUCCGCCAGAUAUUCGCGGUAGGUGAAUUUUUUCUGUUUUCUUCUGGUUUUUAGAUUGUGGAUGUUUAAUGUGCUGUUUUAGCUAUUGUGGAAAAGACAGCGCAAUUUGUUGCCAAAAAUGGAAUUGAUUUCGAGAACAGGAUCAAGGAGAAGGAAUCAGGAAACAGCAGGUUUGGAUUUUUGGCCCCAAACGAUCCAUAUCACGCGUUUUAUCGUGCUAAGGUCGCGGAGGCGGAAUCGGGAAAGUCGAUUGAACCGACGAGGGCCCAUUUGCCGGAUGCUGUUCGGGAGCAUGUCAAGAAGGUGGAGUUCAUUCCAACACAGCCUCCUCCAGCCUACGAAUACAUGGCUGAUCCAGCAACCAUCAAUGCCUUUGAUUUGUAAGGUGUUAUUCUGUUUUAUUUUCACUUUUUAGGAGAAAAAUUUAAAAAAGUUUUUUGAAACCCACAUAUUUUUAGGGACCUUAUGCGGUUAACGGCAUUGUUUGUGGCUCGAAAUGGGAGGCAAUUCUUGACAAGUUUGAUGAACCGCGAAAUCAGAAAUUACCAAUUCGACUUUUUGAAGCCUCAGCAUUCAAACUUCCCCUACUUCAGCAAACUUAUCGAACAGUAUACAAAGGUAAUCUGCCAUUUGAUGAUUUUGAGCUUCUAAUUUUAGAUAAUAAUUCCUCCGAAGAGUAUAAUCGAAGAUUUGUCGCGUCAAAUGGAGUAUGAUGUUGUUUUGGGAGACGUCAAGUACAGAGUGGCAUGGGAGAAGCACCAGAAGGCAAUAAAAGAUCGCGAAGACCGAGCGCUGGAAGAAGAGAGGAUGGCGUUCAAUUCGAUUGAUUGGCACGACUUCGUUGUGGUUCAAACGGUCGACUUCCAACCCAACGAAACGCAGAAUCUCCCCCCAUUGUGCACGCAGAAGGAUGUCGGCGCCAGAAUCCUCAUGCAACAGCGAACGGAAGCGGCCAAAGCGGCUGCGGAAUCGGUGGCGAUGGAAAUGGAUUCGGACUCGGAUGAUGAGGACAAGGAGAAGGACCGUGACCAAACCCAACGGGCUGCUUAUGAAGUCACACAGCCGGCGCCCGCACCUCCCACAAUGGAUUCAGCUGUGGUCAGAGAUUAUGACCCCAAGAAAGCAAGACAACAAAAUCAGAAGAAGCUCAGUGAAAAGUAUAUUAUUUCACCACUCACAAAUGAACGAAUAUCUGCAAAUCAACUACCACAGCAUGUCAAGUACAACAUUGUGGACCCCCAAUUUAAAGAACAAAGAGAUCGGUUGGUUUUUAUUUUUUUAUAGAUAACAUGGUCUUUAAACUUUGUUCGACAAUGAUAGUUUUAUUUUUUGUAAUUAAUGUUUAUUUUUUAGCGAGCAAAUGGAACGCCAGUCCGAUGACACAUUGAACCUCACAUCUGGAACGGAGAUUAGUCGAAAUAUUCAGAAAAUGGCAAUGUACCGAACGGAUAUCUUUGGAAGCGGGGCUUUAGGCGCUGAACAAGCCGACAUUGGCCAGAAAUUGAAUGAUAUGCCUCCUCCGCAGCACCCUCCAAAACGCGUUGGCGGAAGCGGACCGAAUGACUCAAAACGGCCUAGAAAUUGA
This is a messenger RNA of Bursaphelenchus xylophilus (pine wood nematode), 1682 nucleotides long. Lineage: Eukaryota; Metazoa; Nematoda; Chromadorea; Rhabditida; Aphelenchoididae. The record is from the annotation of a GenBank genome assembly.